This is a messenger RNA of Ostrinia furnacalis (Asian corn borer), 2386 nucleotides long. It is a transcript of the gene dy, whose product is annotated as transmembrane protein dusky. The record is from RefSeq and is a predicted model, not a curated record. NCBI's taxonomy places the organism in Eukaryota, Metazoa, Arthropoda, Insecta, Lepidoptera, Crambidae. The transcript is spliced from 4 exons. The coding region runs from base 86 to 1789 and encodes 567 amino acids.
UGACAACUGUGAUUGUGUGAACUGUGACUGUGCGGACGUUGCGGUGCCGGCUUUUGUUUUUAUCGUUCGGUGAUCAGUUGUGAGGAUGCGGCGCCGCGGGCUGGCUAUUGGCUUGCUCCUCGUAUUACACAUGAGCGGGGCUCUCAGUGAUCAGUCUUCGAACGAAAGCGGGGGCGGCGGAGGCGGCUCAGGGUCUGAAGCCAACAGCGCCGCGGAACCAUCAUCAGACCAGCUGGCCAUGGAGUCGGCGGAGAGAGAGACCCCGAGCCACGCGUACAACGGACCCCCGCCGCCGGCGCCGCCACCGCAUAAUAGGAGGCAGAACCCGCCGCAUCAUCAGCAACACCACCCAUUGGGCAUGCCGAGGAUCCCGAAUCACCAUCCCAUUCAUUCGAAGCCAUUCGCUCUUGGACCUCCGAGCAACCACCACAAGAAUGACAUCGGGCCUGGAUUCCGCGGACCGCCCCCUCCCCCCGCACCUCCUGCCGACGCCCAGACCUCAGCCAGUGACAAAGUGUUCAGCGGCGCCGGUGACGUGUGGCCUGCUCCAGCACCUGACAUGCCCAAGAUCGUUUCACUCGAUGUAAAAUGUGAAAAGAACGCCAUGCGAGUCUUCCUCAGCUUCGACAAACCAUUCUUCGGAAUCGUUUUCUCAAAAGGACACUACUCCAAUCACCAAUGCGUCCACCUUCCUCCAAACCUAGGCAGAUCGUCUGCUUCAUUCGAAAUAGGCGCUCACGCUUGUGGCACGGCUGGAAGCGGUGAUCCCCGAUACAGAGGAGACGUCGCUGCUGCGGGAACGUACUUCGAAAACGUUAUCGUCAUACAAUACGACCCUCAAGUACAAGAAGUUUGGGAUCAGGCUCGCAAGCUGCGUUGCACGUGGCACGACCAGUACGAAAAGGCAGUCACGUUCAGACCAUUCCCUGUGGAUAUGCUGGAUGUAGUACGAGCAGACUUCGCUGGAGACAAUGUCGGUUGCUGGAUGCAGAUUCAAGUAGGAAAGGGUCCAUGGGCUUCCGAAGUUUCCGGAUUGGUAAAGAUUGGGCAAACGAUGACCAUGGUACUAGCUAUCAAAGACGACGACGCGAAGUUCGAUAUGUUGGUCCGUGACUGUGUAGCUCAUGACGGUCAACGCGCUCCUAUACAAUUGGUCGAUAGGCGAGGCUGUGUAACGAGACCAAAACUGAUGUCGAGAUUUACGAAGAUCAAAAACUUCGGAGCUAGCGCCAGCGUGCUUUCGUACGCGCACUUCCAAGCUUUCAAAUUCCCGGAUUCGAUGGAAGUCCACUUCCAAUGUACUAUCCAGAUUUGCAGAUACCGCUGCCCAGAGCAAUGUUCGGAUGGAGCUCACAAUGUGAUUGCACCUCACGCAGAAUACGGAGCCCCUCAACUAGAUGCCUACCCAGUGGGAGCUGAAGCGAGGCGAGAUGAGCGCAGAGUGAGAAGGCAACGACGAGCCACAUCACCAGAGAAGGAAGUUGGAGUAAACAGAGUCAUUCGUGUUGUGUCUGCUGGCGACUUAAAUAUGGAUACUGCUGAGGAAAACGCAGCGCCCAAGAUCAUCCCAACCCCGGGCUUAGUGUGCAUGACAACUCCCGGAUUUGCUGCCACACUUGGUGCACUUCUUGCCACGUUAUUAUGCUCCUGCGCUUUAUCAGCAGUGCUUUUCGUGAAACUGCGUCCCAUUACGACACUGAAGAAGAAAACAGCCGCUAUCACGACGAUAGCCCGGCCGCACCCACCGCCCACCGCUCAUGUAAUUUCAAAGAGUCGGUUCUACUCGUAACGUCGUCUAAAUAACUCAAUUUGUACAUAUUAGUGUGAUGAGACUGAAGUAUAUGGACCAUGCCAAUUGUAUUUAUUUGUGUGUUAUCCCAGUGCUCAAACAAAUUUGCAACAAAUAAGUAAAUGUAUCACUUAUAGCGAUAUUGUAAUUAUUGAGAUUAUUAUGUUGACGUCUACCAGUGAAGAAGCUUCAUGAUUGUUUCCUAUUUUCAAAAAUGUUUGAAUUUCAUAAUAUUUUCAAGUCAGACUUGAGAACGAUAAAGUAUGAUGUUAUUUCAAUAUUAAAUUAAAUUAUUAAACGGAAUUGCAGUAAGUGAAUACAAAUGUAGUAUUAAAUAUCUGUUAAGUACAAUCUUCUGUUACCUCUUUUCAAAUAUUGGAAAGUUUGAACUAGGGGCAACGGAAAAUACACGAUAUUAUUAUGGUUUAUCAAUGUGUAGAUGAGCCGCUAGACUUUAAUUUAAAAUAACUUGUCAUUAGUAUUAAUAUUAUUUAUUUUAGUUAAGUUAUUGUCGUAGUCAAUGCUACCUAAUUUAUUUAUUUUUAUACCACCUGAGUACCUCUUCAUCUAUUUAUUUUAUGUUACAAGUUGUUUUUC